This is a messenger RNA of Colletotrichum tamarilloi, 1035 nucleotides long. RefSeq lists its product as uncharacterized. Lineage: Eukaryota; Fungi; Ascomycota; Sordariomycetes; Glomerellales; Glomerellaceae. The record is from RefSeq and is a predicted model, not a curated record. The transcript is spliced from 5 exons. Bases 1 to 1035 code for a protein of 344 amino acids.
AUGUUCAUCGUAUUGAUUGCCGUUUUUAUGGCCAUUCGGGUUUAUAUCAGGGGUUACCUCUUGAGAGGAUGGCAACUCGACGACUCUGUGUUCAUGUGGUCUUCGAUGCUCGUGAUUGUCCAAGGAGCCAUGGUACUAUGCAAUGUAGUGUAUGGUAGUCUUGGGCUGCACCUUUGGAGAUCAACAUUUGAUCAGAUACAGCAAAAUCCUCGUUACUUGGUUACAACAGUCCUUAUGUACCAAUUAUCUUUCGGUUUCAUUAAAGCAACGUUUUUACUGCAGUUCCGCCGAGCAUUCGCUCUGCCUCACAUAAUAUUGUUCUGCGACAUCUUCCUGGGCAUCAUGUUCCUAGCACUCAUAGGAUUGCUCAUCUUCGGCGGAAUCGUUAUGCGAGAUUUUCUGAAGCCGGGGUAUGUCCCUUCGCCUGGGGAAAAGGCAUACCUGAUAUUUGGCUACGUCAACGCCGCCGUACAUCUCUCGACGGAUAUCGUCAUUUUCAUACUGCCGCUGGCACUUGUGGGACAGAUGCGCCUUGCAGCAAUGCAAAAAGCUGGUCUAAUCUCCAGUUUUGGGGUGGGAAUCUUCACCAGCGCGAUCUCCGUGCUGAGAAUAGUCAGCCUGCCUCUUGCUACCAGCGGGAUCGAUGGGUUCUACCAAGCCGUGCCGCUCGUUCUCCUAAGUAUGGCCGAGCCAACGUCUGCAGUCAUUUGCGCAUGUGUGCCGAUUAUGCGGCCCUUGUUAGCAUGCUCGGGAACCUCCAGGUAUGGCAGCCAAGGAUCGCAAAGACCUCUCUCAGGAGCAGCCAACGAAUCGGCCGGACAAAAACGUCAGACACCGAGCGCGCCUCCUCAAUCGCCCACCAGCACGACAAGUCAAUCCGUAACGCAAAUGACAUACAAAUCGACUAUUACAGGGAGUAUAGAUGGAGAUUUGGAAGGAUACACUUCAAGCCAACAGGCCAGGGGUAGCAUCAAUACAUUGAACCCACUGUCCAAGCACCCAUCAUCUCCCACCAAAACGGCACAAUUUCCAUGA